Messenger RNA from Teleopsis dalmanni, 2885 nucleotides. RefSeq names its product glutamine-dependent NAD(+) synthetase (gene Nadsyn). Gene Ontology annotation, biological process: NAD+ biosynthetic process. The coding region runs from base 393 to 2747 and encodes 784 amino acids. The transcript has 10 exons. Gene Ontology annotation, cellular component: cytoplasm. NCBI's taxonomy places the organism in Eukaryota, Metazoa, Arthropoda, Insecta, Diptera, Diopsidae. The record is from RefSeq and is a predicted model, not a curated record. Gene Ontology annotation, molecular function: glutaminase activity; ATP binding; NAD+ synthase (glutamine-hydrolyzing) activity.
CUUUUGCAUUGCUAGUCUUUUUUCAAUUUAUUUGGCAUCUAUGGACGUUGUGUGGGUCGCCAGAUUUUCGAUUUUUUUGUUUUUGUAACAACAAGACAACAGCGCUACACUCGCCAACCCAACUUUGCUAAACAUCGACAAGUUGUUUACAACGAAUUUUUAUAAUAAAAAUAAAAAAAAUUACUAAAAAAAUAUUUAAAAAAAAUUGCUAAACCACAUAAAAGUUCAUAAAUUUAACGGUACUAAAAGGACGCACAAAUUUAUAUACAAUUUUACUUGUUAACGGCUGCCUACUACGAAAUUUCCCGAUUGCAUUUAAUAUUAGAAAAAUAAACAUUUGACAAUAAAAGAAAAACUGCAUUCUCGCAUUCUCCAAGUUUUCAUCAAAUAAAAUGGGUCGGAAAAUUACUGUCGCAGUCUCGACACUAAAUCAAUGGGCACUGGAUUUCGAAGGCAACUUAGCCAGAAUAUUACAGUCUGUCUUGGAAGCCAAAGAAUUGGGCGCUUCAUAUCGCACAGGACCUGAAUUGGAAGUGAGUGGCUACAGUUGUGAAGAUCAUUUUCGUGAACCGGACACUUAUUUGCACUCAUGGGAAGUUUUACUGGAAAUCAUGAUGUCACCCAUUUGUGAAAAUAUGUUGGUUGAUGUCGGCAUGCCAGUAAUGCAUCGGAAUGUUGCCUACAACUGCCGGGUUGUGUUCUUUAAUCGAGAAAUACUACUGAUUCGCCCCAAAAUGGCAAUGUGCGAUGACGAUAAUUACAGAGAGUCGCGCUGGUUUACGGCUUGGACAAAAUCACUGCAAACUGAAGAGUACUUCCUGCCACGAAUGGUUGCGCAUCACACUGGGCAAACCACAGUGCCAAUUGGUGAUGCAGUUAUUGCUACAAAAGACACUUGCAUUGGGUAUGAGAUAUGCGAGGAGCUUUGGAAUGUUCGAAGUAAACACAUCGAAAUGUCCUUAUCUGGCGUGGAAGUGAUUGUCAACAGUUCUGGCAGUUAUAUGGAAUUGCGAAAGGCUUAUAUUACUACCGAUUUGGUACGCAACGCUAGUUUUAAGGCGGGUGGUGCCUAUUUAUUCAGUAACUUACGUGGGUGUGAUGGACAGCGCGUGUAUUUCAAUGGUUGUUCGGCAAUUGCAUUGAAUGGAGAAAUUGUAGCAAGAGGAAAACAGUUUUCCUUACAGGAUGUGGAAGUAACAAUAGCCACAAUAGAUCUUGAAGAUAUACGUUCAUAUCGCGUCUCCCAACGUUCACGUUGUAACAUAGCUGCCUCCGCGCCCACCUAUCCGCGUAUUGUGUGCGAUUUUGAGAUGUCCACACACAACGACAUAUUUAAAUUUGCCAGUACUCCAAUGCAGUGGAUAUAUCAUUCACCUGAAGAAGAAAUUGCAAUGGGUCCAGCUUGUUGGCUAUGGGAUUACCUUCGUCGCUCUGGUCAAGGUGGUUUCUUUCUGCCGCUAAGCGGUGGUGUUGAUUCAAGUAGUUCUGCUACAAUUGUACAUGCAAUGUGUCGACUUAUUGUUAAUGCUGUUCAAGCUGGAGAUGCGCAGGUUCUUCACGAUAUACGUAAAAUACUAGCUGACGCUGAAUAUACACCUGAUAAUCCCGCCGCUCUUUGCAAUAGACUUCUAGUUACAUGUUUUAUGGGCAGUGUAAAUUCUAGCAAAGAAACACGCCGACGCGCUUCACUAUUAGCUAGCCAACUUGGCAGUUAUCAUAUAGAAAUUAGCAUUGACACAGCAGUGAAUGCAUUGCUAGGCAUUUUUAAUGCCGUGACAGGCCUAACACCUCGCUUUCGUACUCAGGGUGGUUGUGCACGUCAGAACCUCGCAUUACAAAACAUACAAUCACGCAUUCGCAUGGUGCUUGCCUAUAUAUUUGCGCAACUCAUGUUAUGGGUACGAAAUCGUCCCGGUGGUUUGCUUGUUUUAGGCUCGGCAAAUGUAGAUGAAUCCUUACGUGGUUACUUAACAAAAUACGAUUGUUCCUCUGCUGAUAUAAAUCCUAUAGGCGGUAUAUCAAAAACUGAUUUACGCCGCUUUCUCAACUAUGCUAAAGAUAAAUUUAAUUUACCUGUAUUGGAGUCCAUUGUCGAAGCUCCACCAACAGCAGAACUAGAACCUUUACAAGAUGGUCAACUGAUGCAAACCGAUGAACAAGAUAUGGGCAUGACUUAUGCUGAGCUUAGUGAAUAUGGACGCUUACGAAAACAAGGUUGCUGCGGUCCAUAUAGCAUGUUCUGUAAACUAGUGGGUACUUGGCGUGGUGACUUAAGUCCAAAGGAAGUGGCUGAUAAAGUCAAGCAUUUUUUCCGUUGUUAUGCCAUAAAUAGGCACAAAAUGACAGUUAUUACCCCUUCUGUACAUGCGGAAAGUUAUAGUCCUGAUGAUAAUCGUUUUGAUCAUCGACCAUUUUUAUAUCGCGCUAAUUGGAGUUGGCAAUUCAAAGCGAUCGACGAUGAAGUUGAAAAAUUACAACUUGUAUGUACACCUUCUUCCUCGCAAAUGCGACCCAGCACAGAUGAUUUGUUAUCACGCGAGUCGUCGCAUCGUUCAUCACAUGUAGAAUCUAAACACUCAUCACCACUGUCGUGUUCAUCUGUUGAUACUGGUGCUGUUCCGCCACCACAAAUGGGUGGUGCUACCAGUUGUAGUACGGGUGCAUUAGCCAAAAAACCCAGUGGCUACACUAAGGUGCACGUAAAUGUGCUUGGAAAGAUUAAGGAUCGUACUGGAAUACCUGUUUAAAUUGCAUUUUAUUAUGGAAUUGAAAAAUAUUAUAUCAGAGAAUUGCACAGGAAUUGUGAAAAAAUGAGAUUUAUAAAACGUCGUCAUAUAAGUUACUUUAAUAAGAAAUAGAGAAACAAACACUAAUAAUGAAUUUUA